ACGGUUUCUUCUUCUUCUCCGGGAGUAUUUAUGGCCGCGACGGCGUCAGGCAAGGUGGAGAAGGGGCAUCAGCUAUACAGAGACGGCAAGUAUAAAGAGGCGCUUCUCUUCUUUACGGAGGCUCUUACGGCUGCUAAGGCCAAGCCUCAGAAGAUCGCUCUUCACAGCAACCGCGCCGCUUGUUUUUUGAAAUUGAACGAUUUCAACAAGGCAGCAGAAGAAUGCACUUGUGUUCUUGAGCUUGAUCAGAAACAUAGUGGUGCGUUGAGUCUGAGGGCUCAGACAUUAGUCUCUCUUAAAGAAUAUCAAUCUGCUCUUUUCGAUGUCACUAGACUUAUGGAGUUGAACCCUGAUUCUAAGGUUUAUCAGAACCUUGAAGCUCGCUUGAGGACGCAGUUGUCCCUUGCUCCAAUUCCCGAAUCUGAAGCAGAAUUGGAAGAAGAUGAAGAAGAGAGUGGCGUUGAACAACAAGACACACAAGAUAAGAAAAGUAGAGAAUUUGAGUUUGGUGUUCAUGAGAGAAGAGAUAAGAGGUUUGAGUCGGUAGUUUCCAUUAGAAGAGAUAUAGAGACCCAAGGAGAAGAUGCAAAUAUAAAUAAGGGGGAAGUUGUUGCACCUAAAACACCAGAGGUUAGAGAACAGAACAGCAAGGAAGUGCCGGUGUCUGGAAAGCAAUCUAAUGCAUGGCAAGCCAUACCUAAGCCUAAGGGUCAUUCAACACUCGAUUACGCCCGUUGGGAUACAGUUGAAGAUGAUUCCAGCGAAGAAGAAGACGAUGAAGACAGCGAUGACAGUGAUGAAUCUCCACCUCAGUACAGAUUCCGUGUUAAGACAGUAGGGGUGCGUCCUGUGAAGUGAAAAAAGUGUAGAUAGGAACAUGGGAUGGUUUCUUUCAUCCUGAUAUAUUGCAUAUUGUUGCACAGAAGAGCUGUGAAAAAGCAUUAGAGAGAAGGGCAUAGUGUACCAAAGCAGACUAGUCAUGUUUUGAAUUGCCUCAUCUGCAAUUGGCUUCAGUGGUCACCAUGUAUCAGUGUGAUGUGUCUAUUUAUACAUCUUCAAAAAGAAAACAUACUGAGUUUCAUACACAAUACAGAAGACCAUGUUCAAAUCAAGUGGUGUGUUGUUC
Molecule: messenger RNA, 1126 nt
Organism: Arabidopsis arenosa
Lineage: Eukaryota; Viridiplantae; Streptophyta; Magnoliopsida; Brassicales; Brassicaceae
Source: the annotation of a GenBank genome assembly